UGCAAUAUAUGUAGUAGAGGGUCCCUGCUCGGUCCCUCUUUCAGUUAAGGGGUCCUUGGCUUAAAAAAACGUUGAAGACUCCUGCCUUAUAGGAUUAUUUGUGGAGGCAAGAACCCAUUUUCUAUGUGCAUUGCUCCACCUGCUGGUUAUAUUAAGUAGUGCAAAAGUCACAUUUGAGGCCCACUGUGGUUGGGUGCCUUUGCUAGUAAUUAGUGUCUUUCAAUUGCUUCAUUAUUUAGUUUUCUCCAUUAAUAUGAGAACUAAUCCAAGCAAAUUCCAGAAGAAUGGUAAGUAAGAAACAAGUAGCAGAUAUAUUCAGACAAGACUGUUUUUAUCUUAAACAAACACAGUUAGUUAUAUAUUUACUUAAUGACUUUGAGUAUAAAGAAAAGGGUGUUGACAAAUUCCUCACUUGUGCACCUUUAUAAAUUUAUUGUAGCCUAUUUAUUGAACAAGAGCAACUGCCCACUUUUUGUGGAAGAUGACUGUUUGGCUUUGUCUGAAUGUUUGUUUUUGUGUGGUAAUCAGACACUAGAAACAGGGCUAUGGAACGGUAUAUCUGUCUAAUAAAAUGUGUGUGUGAACCAAAGAAGAAAAACUCUUCAAAUGAAACACAUCAGACUGAGAAUGAUACAUCUAUUUACCAGAUUGGGGCAGGAAGAAAAAGUAAAAAGCAAGAAACCUGUGAUGGUUAGGAGGACAGGGGGAGGAGGAGGAGAAGGAGGAGGGAGGAGGAGAGGGAAGGAGGAGAAAGAAGAAAAGAAAAAGGAUUCAUAAAACUAAACUAAAGCAGUUGUGGACGACAGCAAAAGUUCUCGUAAAACUCACCCUCUUACAAGUUUAAGGAAUGGGCAGCCUUCCAGUGGUCCUGCUCCUCUGCAGUUUCCACGCGUUUACAGCUGUUGCCCGAGCCCAGCAGCCCGAGAGCACUGACACCACCUUGCCAGCCAACUGUAGGGAGGAGAUGUAUCCUUGCACCAGGAUGUAUUCGGUCCACCGGCCCAUCAAGAGAUGUAUUGGUGCUCUUUGUCUCUACAGCCUUCCUCGUGUCUACGUGAUCAACAAUGAGAUCUGCAUGAGGACAGUGUGCCAACAGGAUGAGUACCUGAAAGCCGAACUGUGCAGAGAGCUGUCCGGGUGGCCCAGGCGUGUUGAGAGGUCAUCUAAUAGGAAACGCUGUCGCAAUCGCCGUAGCAACCCCAAAACCUGGGCAAACAAGGCCUGAUGGGGCCCAGGAUGGCGAUGUGACCACCUCUGAGGAUGGAGCCUUAAACCAGGGACGUCGUCAAAUAAACAGCCCAUAACACCAUAAAUCAACCACUCGACACCUGUGGGUGUUUUUUUUCCUCUUUCACACGUACACACAAGUGUGCAGAGUCAUAUCUAUGUUUAUGUAUUAGUCUUUUGAGUGUGAAAUAUUGAAGCUCAUUUCAUGUGUUUUUUGACACAGAUCAUGUCUUCCGUGGUUUACGAUCCAUUAAAGGUACUGUAGUAAUGGGCCUAUA
This is a messenger RNA of Perca flavescens (yellow perch), 1505 nucleotides long. It is a transcript of the gene mfap5, whose product is annotated as microfibril associated protein 5. The record is from RefSeq and is a predicted model, not a curated record. NCBI's taxonomy places the organism in Eukaryota, Metazoa, Chordata, Actinopteri, Perciformes, Percidae. Bases 848 to 1225 code for a protein of 125 amino acids. The transcript has 7 exons. Gene Ontology annotation, biological process: embryonic eye morphogenesis. Gene Ontology annotation, cellular component: microfibril.